CGCGAAAAUUUGCACCCUGCGUCCUUCUCCGAUCAUUUUGCAGGAUACGAGUCUGACGAGUGUCUUCAUUUCUGUUUCAGAUUUUUCUACUUGUAUCACUUCUCCUUCUACGCGUAUCAUUAUCGAUUCAACGGGCAGUACAGCAGUUUGGCGCUCGUCACGUCUUGGCUCUUCAUACAGCAUUCGAUGCUAUACUUCUUUCAUCACUAUGAGCUGCCGGUGAUCCUGCAGCAGGCGCAGCUGCAGCAGCUGCUGUUCCGCAAUCACGCCCAGCCUCAGGUGCCCGGCACCCCCAGUACAGCGCCGACCACCCCGGGUCCGGAGUCGUCGUCGACGACGUCGUCCUCGUCGAGCCCGGCCUCGUCGACGCCUACGAGGGAGCAGACGCAACAGAACUACAUCACCGAGCUCUCUCAGCUCGAUCCGGAACCCAGCGACGCCGACGAACGACACGCGGUUGUCGAUAGCGUGCAAACGUCCACGGCGACGACGGAUCCCGUUCGGCCGAGCGAUCCUCUUCAAGCAAAUUUCGACGCUCGAAAUUACGUUCGUCCGAUCAUAAGCGACGGCAGCGAGUCCGAACAAAUGCGUGCGACGUGACCAACGUUAAGGGGGGAAUCUGCUUUAGAACGU
This is a messenger RNA of Ooceraea biroi (clonal raider ant), 633 nucleotides long. RefSeq names its product membralin-like protein At1g60995. The record is from RefSeq and is a predicted model, not a curated record. Gene Ontology annotation, cellular component: endoplasmic reticulum. Gene Ontology annotation, biological process: response to endoplasmic reticulum stress; positive regulation of ERAD pathway. Lineage: Eukaryota; Metazoa; Arthropoda; Insecta; Hymenoptera; Formicidae.